AAAAAAACAGAUAUUUUGGUUUUCCAGAAUGAAGACUCCUGUCUCUUUAGGGUUUUCUGUUCCCAAUUCUCCUUCAGUUCACUCUAGCUUCAACCACCACCGUUGACGGCCAUGGGCUUAGCAGCCACCCCGUUCCUUCUGUUUUGCUUCAGUUCAUCUCUCAAGAAAGUAGAAGAAAUGGGGAGAAAUUGUCAUCAUAUGCCAGAAGAGAUAGUGGAGAAUAUCUUGUUAAGAUUGCCUGUUAAAUCUCUGUUACGCUUCAAAUGCGUUUGUAAAUCGUGGUACGCUCUCAUCAGCGAUGAUCGUUUUGCGGACAACCACCUCCACUUUAACAAGAAAAUUAGCCCAUCUUCCACAUCAUUGUUUUUGACUUAUGAUGAUUUUCCAACUCUCCAAAGUGUUUUGAUUACCAUCUCUAAUGAGGAUGAGGAUGAUUCGUUUCCUUGUGUUGUUGAGGAUCUCAAUUUAUCACAUAUUUGGGGAAGAGAGGAUACAGGAAUUGUGACGGCUUCUCAUUGCAACGGCAUCAUUUCGCUAACUUUUUCAUACGACACAACAACAACUGUCUUCUAUAAUCCAGCAAUCAGAGACUUCAAGUUUCUUCCUAGACGACCACUUCCUGAUGGAUUUAGAGCUAGAACUGCUGGGUUUGGAUACGACUCCGAAGCUAAUGAUUAUAAGUUCGUCAGGAUUUUAGAUUCUGCAAAGUCGGAAUGCAGGAUUUUAGAUUCUGCAAAGUCGGAAUGCAUUGCCGAGGUGUACACUCUUGGUUCUGAUUGUUGGAAACAGAUUAAUGUCAAUAUAGAGCCUCAUUUUGGAUGGAACCUUUGGAAAUUGGGAGUGUUCUGCAAAGGAGUUUAUUUUUGGUGGAUGCAAGGGGAGCACGAGGAUACAAUCCUUUCUUUUGACAUGUCUACUGAUGAGUUUCAUUACAUUCCAUUACCAGAUUAUCUGCAAUGGGAAGAUGACCCUCUUUCUCUAAAUUUUAUGGUGUGGAAUGAAUCUUUAGCCGUACUUUCCUUUCCUUAUCUAGAUUGGGAGUAUGUUGAAUUUUGGGUUAUAGAUAGCGACUUUAGUGGUGCUGAAGGUCCUUCUUGGACUAAACAUCUGACUAUACGGCAUGGCCCCUUUGCAGCGGUUGAAGAUCCGAUAAUAUUUUGGAAGAGUGAUGAGCUUCUCUUUCGCACUGCGGAUGAAAAGCUAGUGUCUUACAACCUUGGUACCGAAAACAUUAGGAACCUUCCUAUUCAUGGGAGGAUACCAGGAGACUGCUAUGGUCACUUCUAUAUGCAGAGUUUGAUUCCAGUCAACGGUGGAAACUAACUCUACUUGGUAUUGGUUACGCCUGAUAUCCGCCUUGUCAAUCAGCCUAGGUGAAAAAAGAUGCAUCAGAUAAGAAUCUCAUUUGAAAGGCAAUAUCUAGUUUUACCCCAUAACAAGAAAAUUUUAUUUUAUUUUAAUGCUUUAACAUGUAGCCUGUGGUUGACCUGGAGAUGGAAUAUAAGCUAAUACCACAUAUAGACUUUGUUUUCUGUUAUUGUCAUUUCUAACAUCACAUGAUCAU
This is a messenger RNA of Morus notabilis, 1564 nucleotides long. RefSeq names its product F-box/kelch-repeat protein At3g06240. The record is from RefSeq and is a predicted model, not a curated record. Gene Ontology annotation, molecular function: protein binding. NCBI's taxonomy places the organism in Eukaryota, Viridiplantae, Streptophyta, Magnoliopsida, Rosales, Moraceae.